Messenger RNA from Stomoxys calcitrans (stable fly), 763 nucleotides. RefSeq lists its product as uncharacterized. NCBI's taxonomy places the organism in Eukaryota, Metazoa, Arthropoda, Insecta, Diptera, Muscidae. The record is from RefSeq and is a predicted model, not a curated record. The coding region runs from base 325 to 735 and encodes 136 amino acids. The transcript is spliced from 3 exons.
AAAGCCCCAGCUGAUUUUCUGCUUUAGUUUGGGCAACCGACAGCGGCAACAGUAACAGUAACAGCAGCAAAUGAAUUGCCUUAGACCAUGGUCUAUGGUCUUCAUAUAUAAAAACCAAGUGCAAACCAUGUUUGGUUAUCAGUUCACAUCCAUUUUGGCACUGCAUUCCAGACAUCAUUGACUAGAGCCAUCACCACAAAAUCAACCAAAGUUUGAUAUAAUUUUCUAAAAAAAACAAGGACUAUUUAGCACCUGCUAUAAAACAAAUUAAACGUGCAUUGAGUUUUUGAAAAAGCUCUUGAUUUAAAAAAUCCAUUCACAAAUAUGACCAGCUUUAAGAUAAUCAUGCUCUUGGCAGCCAUGCUUGGCUUGGCUUGCGGCUCUCCAGGAGGCUUCUUUGGCAAACAUGAACAUCAUACGAUUCAUGUGCCAUACAAAGUUCACACGGUACAUCAUCAUCAUGUGCAAAAGGUGCCUGUAAUCAAAGAAGUCGUCAAAGAGGUGCCCGUUGAGAAGCUUGUCAUCAAACAAGUCGUCAAAGAAGUUCCUGUUGAGAAAAUAGUCCAUGUGCCCGUUGAAAAGGUGGUUCAUGUGCCCGUCCAUGUCCCCAUUCAUGUUCAUCAUGAGAGUCAUGGCCAUGGUCAUGGACAUGGUGGUUAUGGUGGCGAUCACAGCAGCGAAUAUUUAGUCAGCAGCAGCGAUUAUCACAAAGGCUGGUCCUCAUCUGGAUGGUAAUAGAAUUUAAGUGUUUCCCGUCUUUUUU